CACUUCCUUGUCAUCACUAUGGAAAUAAUGACAAAGAUGAUAAUCUUUCUUCUCUAGAUAUACUAGACCAUUUUCAACAAAACAUGACACAAAAUGUCUUUGGUAAAAGAGGUUCGUGAUAGUCGAUAAAAAAGUGUUGGAUUUUACAAAACUCAUAUAUUAAUACAAAUUGAAUGCAUUCAUUGUGUAAUGUAGGUUCAAGUUCUCUCAAAUCACGGUUCCCAUGUCAGGGAUAGGGCCAUGACAGAUGUUCAAGAUCAUUUAGCAAAGUCAUGCUCACACACACAAAAAGCAGUGCUAGCAAAGCUACAGUUUGUUAAUGUGCAAACAUCUUUAUGAGUUUGUUCAAAUUUACACUGUUUUGCUUGACAUCUUACAGACCCUGUUGUUCUUAAGAAAGUUUCCAUUGUCUUUUUUCCGUGAGUUGUAAUACAAAGAGAUUUGUCAUCAUCCUGAGUUACUUUUGGAAUAUCAUACAAUCUCUCUUCAUCCUGUGUAUGAAUAUUCACUAUCAACAUGUUCUGUAAGGCAUUAUCAUUGGACCUGUAGUCGAUGCAAAUAGCUUUUUCCAUGAUAAGACAACUUUCACAUUGUAAUAUAUUGAAAUGGAAAUGAAACCCACUUUAAUUCCAGAGAGAUCAUAGUGAAACCUUUCCACUUCUCAUACCUGACCAUUGUAAAGACACCCCACCACCCCACCCACUUAUUUACAAAGUGAAAGUUCAAAUGCUGGCAACAUGUGUCACUACUUUCAGAAUCUUUGGAGCUAUUCUGAUGUCCCUGUAUUGUAUUUUGCUCCUUGAAUGGUGAAAUGUUGAAUUAACUUUCUUAAAACUUUUAAAGUCUCAUCCAACAGUCAUGGAUAUGGAAAGUUGUUGCAGUGUGUUUAAAAUCCACCUAUCCUCAGUACUUUCCUCAUUAAAGCUAUUGCAAUUUUCUUCAAACCAUCAAGUGCAUUGCUCAUGGCAAGCUAUUACUAUAAAAAAACCCACCCCGAAUAUCUUUAAAUUUGAACAACUUUUUAAUGCACAAAACAGAAGUAAAUUUAUCAAAAUCAUUUCUGAGAGAGUAUGUUCUCCAGGUUAAUCAAUCCACCCACUGACAGUAUUGUAUUCUAGUUUGUUUUUUUUUCUCUCUUUUUCAAAAUGUACCAUUACCCACGACUUGCAUGUAUAUCUAGAUUACGUUCACUUUGUUUAUUUCUCGACACUGUAAAUCAGUUUAAGAGAAUAAAGAUAUUGUCAUUGUUCCAUUUUUGAGAACUUGAGAGGCUUGCAUGGAACAACAACUUAACUAGAACACCAACCUUGUGACACACAUACAUACGUACUAUACUGAAUAUAAGGGUCACAAUUGUCUCCUGUUGAGCCCCCAGCAGGAUUCUUCACAAGAUUUGUAAGUUUGUUAUAGCUGUGUCUCUGUUAAUUAUUGCAAUUUGGGGAAAGGCUACCUAUAGGCCUACAAAUUGCACUGCAAUCUGCAAGUACCAUAAGUAUGCAACAAAGAAACAGAUUUAAGAUGAUCAAUUUGCAUAGAUUUUGUUUAUCCUAAAUGAGUCUAUUCUAAUUUAAAUCAAGGAAUAAUCAAACUGAUAUGCAAUAGAUGCGAGACAAAUUAAUGGGAUUUACUUGACAAAGAAAUAUCGAAACACGAUGAAUCUAUCAAAAUAGUUCUUAGCUUCUAGCUGGUACUUUUGGAAUCCAUAUAGUAAAACAUUCAUUUGUUUAUGUACUGUGAUGUCACAAGGUUAAGAGUUACAACCUCUUUUCUUCCAUGUAUCAUGACAUAGAUGCUAACAGGCAAAUAUCCAUAAUGUGAAUUUCAUGUGAAAAUCAUGUUUGAUGCUCUGCUCUUUCAUGUGAAAUUUUGUUGAAGUUUUCACAUGAAAUUCAUGUGAAGCACAAUAUACCGAUGUAUAUAUUUUCCAUGAAUCAUUUAUAUAAUUGAUAGAUUUUUCAAUAUUAAUAUUACUGGGAUUUAAAAUGUUAAAGACAUUGAUGACAUGUGCGUGUGUUUAAGCAUUAUGUAUUCUCUCUAUCUGAUCUGUUGCCUAUACUUCAGAACCAUGCUACUUUCACCUUUUCACCUAAAACUCAUGUCCUAUUGAUAAUUGGGUACCAUUGUCUUGUGUGUUGGAAAAUUCAUGAAACUUGAUUUGAAUUAUUAAUAAAGAUGUUCCAUUUAAUAGCAUUAUUUUGCUAUCUUAAUGACUUACUGGUCAAGGAUGGCUGGGGAGACAUGCAGCUCAAAGAGACGGUUGACUGCAGACUGUCCUGUACAUGAGAAAACCAUUUUAAGACACAGGCAUGGUGGGAUGUUUGUGAACUGUGUAUUUUUAAUACCUUUAUAGUCAUUGUCAAAUGUUGCCAUGGAAACCGUUUCAGAGACUCGUUUUUUGUGUGCAGAUUAUUUAAACAAAUGAGCAUAUUUUCAAUGCUUUAUGCAAGGUUGAGUAAUCAAUAAUUCUAAUUUAUUUAAUGACUUAAAAAACAACCAAUUAUUAUGGGUAUAUAUACAUGUAAAUAGAAUCAAAUAUGAGAUUGUUUCUUUACAGUUCAUGUAUAUACUGAAAGAGGAGGAGAGUGUUCCAUGAAUUAGCAAAUUUGAAGUACUUGAACUGAUAAUAAUCAAAAUUCUGUGGAAAGAUUUGUGAUGAAAAAACCAUUAUUACAAAAGCGUAUUGAUUUUUUUCUCAUUACUAUUAUCGCAGUAAUGAUCUAAUGUUCAUAACAUGUGGCGAAAAUGUCUCUUUGUAUCGGAGUUGAACCAGGGUUUUUACAUAUAUUAUGAUACAUAAAGCAUAUUAAUAGACUAUAACUAUUUUCAUGAUGGAAAAAAAGAAUGUAAUUAGUAGAAAUUUGUAACAGAUUAGCCUCAAUCAGUCAAAAUUACUUGCAAGUUCUUGUUCCAUUGCUGACAAAAGUUUCUUAAAAUAAUACUUCUUUUUAUCUUUUGUUUUUCAUAUAUUGAGAGAUGGUCUUUGUAAACAAAAAAUGCACAUUUGAACUUGCAUCAAUAUUUUCAAAAUUUGGUCCAUAUAGGUAGCAUCUUGUUUCUGAACAUCUUUGUUCUGAAUUUCAAAAGGUUCCUGUGACUUGUAGGGAGAUGUUUCAGAGUUUUUGUAAAUAAAACAGUAUCCUGUCUCCCUCAGCAUUGUUCUACAUAGACAUUAAAUCCAUUCUGACACCAAGGAUUUUUCUUCCAUCAUCAAUCGAACACAAUUAACAACAAAGACUUUUAAAAAACUGUAUACCUGUUUAUGUUUAUGUUUGGAAUCAGAAAUAUUGAAGCAUACAAACAGGGCAUAUGUCUUGACAUUGUUUUUUGGAUAUUCCAACAAUCACUCCACAGAAUAAAGUUGUCAGCACUACUGAUUUAAUCAGAGAUGCUGGGUUAGAUAUAAUUAAGUACCUUUAAACCUCCCUGCUCUCAACAUAUAAACUUAAAUAGAGUGAUCUACCCAAUCAGAAUACAAGAAAUAUAAUAUGCCUAGUAUCGUACGGACUGCACCACCUAGUGUUGAACUUCUAUAGAAAACUCUUUUGUUUCAGAGGAAGUAUGAUUGUUAAGAAACUGUAGCAUUUUAAAGUUAAGACAAAAAUCCCUUCAUUUCACAAGGCUGACACACUGCUGUGGGAUUUUGUAAUUUUCGGUAAGUAGCUGAAAUUUUAUUUAUUUACUGUUCAUGUACGUAUUUAUUUAUUUAUUGUCAAGAAACCAUCAACAAGACAAAUUCUUUAUUGUGAUGCUGCUUAGAGGUUUUAUGUCUAUAACUGAUGGUUAAUCAGCUCUGACACAUCAUCAAAUGUGCAUAAUUGAUGAUUAGUUUCAGGGUGUUAAUGAAAUAUUCUGGAGUUGUAACCAUCUUUCAACAUUUCCCAUGAAUAAUGAGAGGACUAAUUUUUGUGAUGUUUUCUUGUAUUUAGAGAACUGGUGUCAGUAAGCUAAGAAAACGUGAUUAUUGGGGAAUGCACUCAAGAAAUUGAUAUUUAAUAGACCACAAGGGGGAGAUUUGGGUAGAAUAUCUGUGAAGAAAUUAUUUUCAUGACAUCUUUUGAAAACAAUUAACAUGUGUGUAGUGUUUGUGGUUGAACUGUGGUCUGUUGAGAAAUAGGAUUGAAAUGAUUGGCUAAAUUGCCAACAAAAUUUCCAAAGGGGUACAAAUUCAAUUAUUUCACUCAAACCAAUACAUUGAUGCAUGAUGUUACAGUUAGCAAUAUACAAUAUACAAUUAUAUAAAGAUUUUGUCAGGGUGUUAUAUAAAGGAAAGAAAUAUAUACUGUAUCAAUAAUUAAAGUUAUAUAUACCCGGGUAUUAUAAGUAGUGAUAUUAAAAGAUUAAAUAUUAUGUACUGGAAGAACAGACAGCAGCCUUUAAUAUCUCUUUUAGAAACAGAGAGUUUUCCCUGUGUUGUAGAAUUCGUUGAAGACAUCUUUUAUUUUAUAUUAGGAUGUGCACAAGUAUACAGUGCUAGUUCUGGUCGAUCAAAAUUUUUGCAAUUUUAAUUAAUUAGGUGUAUCAAAUUGAUGUGAAUGAAACUCCCACAAUGGUAAGUGAUUUGCAGUGUGUGCUGUCUGAGUACACUAAUCAUGAAAUGCUAUAAAUUGGAUUUUUAUCAAAAUAUAUCAUAUCAAAAAGAUUUAUUUUCAUUAAAUUUCAAAACAUGGAAAGAAAAAUAAUGAUUAUCAAGAUAGUACAUGUCAUCUUGAUUAAAGAUGUUGAUAAAAUUUUAAUAAUUUGCAACGACAUUUUUUCCCAAUAUUUGAUUGUUUUUAAGAUAUAGAGGAAAAAAUUGCCUCAACAAUCUCCUGUGAGGGAUCUCUGUCCUUUGAUGUCGGUAAAACUACAGUUUUAAGAAAUCAUGUCUGUGUACAUGCUGAUAUCACCAUAUUUACAAGAGGCGGAAAAUUAUUCAUCAGAUGAUGACAAGAUUUGGUAAACAUGUUCAGAGUUUAUCUUACAGACUCUCCAAACCUGUUCUGGUUAAGGGCCUCCUUUGAAAUUGAGAAACGGCUUUUCCUCAAGCAUGUCAACCUCUGGCCUUAGGUGCUUCACUUUUGAAUCUUGUAUCCUGCAAAAACUGGAUUUUUGAUAGUGAAAAAUGAGAUUUCCUUAUCUGAUAGAUAGUGCUAGCCCCAAGAUCAUGUGGACAAGAGUCAUUAGAUUGUAGGACAUGAUGGUUUUAUAGAAUGGGGAUUUGUUAAUGGUUUUGUAGUGUUGCUGGUACACAUUAAAAAUUAAUUUCCCUCACAUUAAGCAAUAUCAGUUUUUUUGGGGAAAAUUUUAUCUAAAUUUUAUCACAUUUCUGUAGAGCAUGGAUUAGAUAACUGGUAUGCUGUAACUGAUGUAAGGUUUUAGAUUAUUUCAUGACUUUUAUUUUCUUUGAUUUUUUUAAAAUUUCAUUUUUUGUUUAUUUUGAAGACUGAAAUUUUGUUCCCUUAAUUCAUUUUAGAGUAAACAUGAUUCUACUUGGGUUUAAUUUGUUUAGUUGGACAUGCCUGGUAGCUGUUUAGAUAAUUUUAUAACCACUCCAGUUGUUUUGUAGACCAAGCUGUUUCAUAUCCAUACAUCAUAUUCACUGAGUGAUCUGAAAACUAGCCUCCAUCAGGCAGAAACAAUCCGAAAAGCAAACACUGAAAUAUAUUUAUAAUACAUCAUUGUCUUAGAAAUUUCACCUCCUCCAUGCUACCGAGGUAAUCGCUUUUCAGCAUAUGUUAUCUGUUUAUGACAAAGCAUGUUGUAGAAUUAGUCUGAAUUAACCAUGUAAGAAUGAAGUAGUUUAUGCUUGAAGAUGAAGGGAACACUCAUAUUGCAAACUGAUGUGCACCUAACGUGGGUCAAAUGGUCAGAGAAACAUUUUAGAGAUUUGGAGAAUAAAAAAACAAUUUUCUUAAGAGGAACAAUGGUAGCUUUAGUAUUGGAUGUCUAAUGUGGAAAUCUCUUCAUCGCACAUAAUCUCAUGAUAAAUCAAUUAUCACAAUGAUUUCCUUGCAUGCUUUCAAUUAAAGUUUCCGUUUUUUAUUGUGAAAAAUCAGUGGAAAUAUUUAGCAGAAAUCAGAUUGGAGAGAAAUGUUUUGGGGUAGAUAAAGGGUAACCUCUUGGUGCGAUUGAGCCAGUGUAUUUAGUCAAUGAGCCGUUCGUCCAUGAUUUGACAGAUACGAGCUUCAGGUUGCUUCUCCUCCAAUUAACGUAUGCAGUGGGAGGUCCUAGAAAUUGUAUUAAAUCUGCAACUCUAUAUUUUUGGGAUUUGUUACACUAGGUCCUAAGAUUCCAAUAUACCGCUGCAUCUUCCUGGGAUUAACCUAAUUGUUGAACCUAUAUAUCCAGUGGUUUCACUGUAGAAAGUUUUCAAAGGUAGGGGAUUAAAGUUGUCAUGUAACAAGAAUAAAUCUUGCAGAAUUUUCAUUAGAAUUGCCAGCGUUUGAUCACUUAUUCCGCUUUUUCCUGUCAUUAUUUUUUUAUUUAAAGUGAAAUAGGGGAAUAUUUAAUGUCACUGAGUGGAGAAAAUCAGCUAAGCGUACAAACCUCAUCGAAUAUAUAUAGAGGAGUGUCUUUUAAGGCGCAUUACAUUUGCUAAAUGAAAGGCUCGAUUUCAUUUAUUUUAGAUGAAAAAUUUAUAUUUAAUGAUCAAAAUUGAUUUCUUAUUGGGAUCCUAUACUUUUUUGUUUUGGUGUAAAAAAAAUUUUAAGGAGAGGAAUUUUUGAAAUUUUUGAAUACUCUUGAGAACUAUCAGGUUUGGCAAACUUUCUUCCAAGUAGUCCUGGAGAUGGAGUCAUUUUGCAUAAUGAGUUUAGAAUGAAGCAUCAAAGGCUGAAGUGCCCCCCUUGGGUCAGUGUGCAAUCAUUGUAUCCCAUCAUUUCUGUAAAACGAUCAUCUAGAAGAUAACAAAACCGUUAAAUUUCAAGAGUCAAUCUUGACUUUCUUCAUUUUUGCUGUGUGGAAGUACAAAAUUUGGUUUUUGUGUAUGCUGAACACUGUUCAUGUAAGAGUGCAGAAAGGAUCUUUGUUCAUCAGAAAUGACAGUGUAGAAGACUGGUGACCAUGACAACAGUGUACUUUCUGCUGCUGUUCCUUCUCUCUGAGGCCCUUGCUCAGAGUCUUGUGACUUUUACAAUCAAGGAGGGCAUCUCUAGACUUCAGACUGUUGGGAACAUACCCAAUGCAUUCAAUCUAGCAGCAAAUCUCUCCAGAGACCAGUUUGAAUCUCUGAGAUACCAGUUUUUGUCAAACCCAGAUAAUCUGUUUGAAAUUGGAAACAUUUCUGGUGAACUUCUUACUAAGACAUCAAUCGAUCGUGAGAGUAUUUGUGACUUCCACACAGAUUGUCAGAGGGACCUCACUGUGUCUGUUAGGUCGAAAGCUUUUUCGUACACAAAGAUCUUAAAUGUGAAAGUAAUCAUUCAGGACACAAAUGACAAUUCUCCAACCUUUGAGCCAUCCUCUAUUCGUCUGGCUAUUCCUGAACAUAGCAACAUUGGAACAUCCUACAAGAUACACAGUGCUACAGACAAAGAUGUAGGAAUGAACUCCGUGCAGACUUAUGAGAUAGUACCAAAAAAUGGAGCUUUUGGACUAAACGUAACAAAAUCCUUGGAUGAAAGUUUCUUUGUUCGGAUCGUGAUAAAGCAAACCUUGGACAGAGAAGUACAAGACUACUACCAAGUGAAUAUCCGUGCCCUGGAUGGGGGUUCCCCUCCUAAUGUCGGGGUGCUCACUGUUCACUUGGAUAUCGAGGACAUCAAUGAUAACUCUCCGGUAUUCACCCAGACCACUUACAACAAGUCAGUCCAAGAAAAUGUAACUGUCGGAACCAAUAUUUUACAAUGUGUUGCUACUGAUGACGACAUCGGUGACAAUGGAAGAGUUUCUUACAGAUUUAGUAUGAAGUCUGAUUUAGAUGCCAUUAAAUCAAAAUUCAGUCUCAAUUCGCAAACUGGACAAAUUCAAGUGACUUCUCAAUUGAAUUAUGGAGAACAAAACAUUUAUGAAUUUUUUAUUGAGGCCUUUGACCAUGGUACUGAAGUUCGAGUAUCACAAGCUAAAGUGAUAAUCAGUGUCUUAGAUGCUGGCAACAAUGCUCCUUCCAUGGAAAUAACUUUCUUUGAGGGAGGCACUAGUAACAAUUCUGUGAAUGUCAAGGAAGGCACAAAGGAAGAUGUCUCCAUAGCCCACAUUAGAGUGUCUGAUGCAGACCCUGGCCGAAAUGGCCAGGUGAACUGCUCCACGCCAAGUGGAGCUUUUGGACUUCAGGAGAUUGGAUCCAGUGGAUAUGUGGUAGUGGUGAAGUCAUCCCUGGAUUACGAGACAGUGAAGUCCUAUCAGGUAACAGUCACCUGUCAGGACCAAGGCACACCAUCCAUGUCAUCCACCGUAUCAUUCACUGUUAUCAUUGUCGAUGACAAUGACAAUGCACCAAAGUUUAUCCAGAGGAUAUACCAGGCAAGUGUCCAAGAAAACAAGCGCUCCGGCACAAGAGUGACAGAGGUUCUUGCAAAAGAUAAAGAUUCUGGGGUAAAUGCAGCCAUUAGAUAUUCCUUAGAUGGUGAUUAUGGUCUGGAGAUUGAUGCCACCACAGGGGUCAUUGUUACCAGUCGACCCCUGGAUAGGGAAGCAACUCCGCAGAUCUCGGUCAAAGUUCUAGCUGUAGACCAGGGGAAUCCCCCUCUCUCUGGAACAACCACACUGAUUGUAAAUGUUCAGGAUGUUAAUGACAAUCCGCCAAGAUUCAAUGUCACUCACUACAGCUUCCAUCUCCCUGAAAACCUGAACAACACAAAAGUAGGCACAGUCUAUGCUAUGGACUUAGACAGAGGCUUGAAUGGUCAGAUCAUAUAUACAGUGAUUGACGAUUCCAAUUCAUUUGACAUUAGAAGUGAUGGGAGUAUUUUCACUAAGAAAACCCUGGAUUAUGAAGCAAAAAGACUUUAUACCUUUAAAGUGACUGCAAAGGACCAAGGUACACAAGUUCUUUCUACGAGUGUUGAUGUUAGAGUGCAUGUGGAUGAUGUGAAUGACAAUCCACCAAAGUGUGUCUUCCCUGAUGAGUAUAAUCAGACAGUCAGUCUUCCAUAUUUAACUAGAAUAGGCUCUCUCAUCACAACCAUCCGAGCCUAUGAUGCAGAUAGUGGUAGAAACAGUCACCUCAGCUUUCAGAUCCUCAGUGGAAAUGGCCACCAAACAUUUAAACUGGAUUCAAACUCCGGAGAACUUUUCUAUGACAAUACUUUCAUUAUCAAGAAAGAUUCCAUUUUCAGAUUAAACAUUUCGAUUUCUGACCAAGGAGAACCCUCCCUUACAUCUACAUGUGUACUGGAGGUGACACUUACCCACACCAAUUUAUCAAUGCAGCCAUUUUCAAAAGAGGACAACGACAACAAAUACGUUGUCAUCUGUGUCAUUGUUGUCAUCAUCACCGUUUUCUUCUCUACGGUUCUUAUUACUGUCAUCAUUAUAAUCAAACGAAAUGACAGACGAAAUCGCGGGAGGAAGGCACAGCAGGAAAAGCUGCGAAACUUCCAGCAAUUCCAGGACAUUGACAAGAGGUACUACCAGAGCCGCACCCCCACCUACCCCGAGGACCUCAGCAAGAAGAAAAAGAAAGAGGUCAGCUUCUCUCUUGAGGAUGAUCUCGACAAAUCCCUGGACAUUUCUGGACAUUCCAUUUUAGAUGAUCAGCCUUAUUGCAACAAUGUAUACCACCCAGGAACGGAGCAAGACAAACUAAAACAGCUUCACUUUGACCAGUUCCUUCUCAAUCCCAACUCAGACAGUAAAAAGAAUAAUCUUCUGAAGGGUUCUCACGACAGCAGUAGUGAUACGUCAACAGAUUUAACGACCAGUGACAGUGGAAGAGGGGGGAGUGAUGUGGAGAUGCACCACUCCUCCAAUGCCCCAGAUGACGACAAAGCGUACAAUUCUAUUCAUCCACACAGUCGGUCAUCAUCAUUCCCAGCCACAAUGUACACGCCACAUGACAGAGGGGGAACAAGGUCUCCCCACAAAUCAGACACUAGUGCCAGCAAUAAAAAAGACUAUACAGGCUUAACACCACGAGAGACUUUUGAGAAAAAGCAUGGAAUUAACCGUCAUUCCCAGGAGUCCACUUCCUCGGAGAGUUGUCUCCCUUCUUAUGUCUAAUGUGGUGUUCAUUUUGAUUUUGAUUCCGGGAGUGGCCAAAGAAAGUGUGACACAAACAUAUUGUGAUUUUAGAUGACACAAUACUUUUUGUUCAAAUCAUCCGUCCUGGACAUUAUUAUUUUUAUAUUUGAUACUUUUGUGCUAGAAGAAUUCAACUUUUGGAUUUGAUCUCAGGGACAGCUGAUCCCAUCAUCUACUGAAAACCCAUAGUAACAGAAAAACAACUCUUAGAUACCUCUAGAGUAUGGAUCCAGAGAAAUCAAAAAUGAGUCAGAAAGUGGGAACCCCUUCAUUAGAUAGGGAACAAGGAACAGAUAUUUUCCUAACAGAUGACAUCACUGCUGGUGAAAGGUUUUGCAGUUCUUGUGUUAAAGACAGAAAUACAAGCACUAUAAGGCACACAGACAUUUAGUGUACUGGUUCAAUAAAAUGUAGAAUAAUUACAAGAAAAAUGCAGGGCAGGAAUUCUGGACAUUGCUAUUUCAUGGAGAUGAGGUUUUCCAGAAUUUUCUAGCAAACACUUCCGAGUAUUUCUGCCAUAUUUUGGGUGCUACACAUGUACAUUGUAUUUGUGAAAUAUUAUAGUAUGUACAGAUGAGUUGGGGUUUUUUCUAUGUAAAAAGUCUAAGUACAUAGAUAUUGCAUAUAUUAUGCGUUAUUGUUUAUCAUAAUAUAAUGCUCAAUAUUUUGUUAUGAAUACUGCUGUCAGCUGAACUAGAUGUAUGGAUCUAAUUUUAUAUGAAAAUCUCUACGAUGCUUUUAAAAGUUGACGUACAUUUUAACAUAUGAUAAAGAAUAAAACCAGUGUUUGAGUCUAUAAA
Molecule: messenger RNA, 10958 nt
Organism: Ostrea edulis (European flat oyster)
Lineage: Eukaryota; Metazoa; Mollusca; Bivalvia; Ostreida; Ostreidae
Product: protocadherin-9-like
Exons: 6
Coding region: 7042-10137 (1031 amino acids)
Biological process (GO): homophilic cell-cell adhesion
Cellular component (GO): plasma membrane
Molecular function (GO): calcium ion binding
Source: RefSeq, a predicted model, not a curated record